CAACAAUCAUUCUCUUCUUUACCCCCAAAACUUCUCGAAUCCCUCAAAAUCAAAAUCCCUAAUUUCACAAAAACUCAAAAAGUCUCAGACUUUCGAUUCGUUCGUGCUCUCUAAAUAACAAUGGUGAAGAAACGAAAAUCCGAAGCCACGCAGCUCGACGAGGUCGACCGAACCAUGUACGGCGCGUUUCGAGGCGCUGCUAAUUCGCUUUCUCAGCUCUAUACACAUGCCAUGAACCACCAACGCGUGUCUUUCCUCGCUGGUGAACGUCGUGGCUUGGAGAAGCUUUACCAAUGGAUUGUGAGACAAGAAGAGCAAGGAACAAGAGUAUCCACACAUGAUAUUACUACCUACUUACAGAAUGAGCUUGAAUAUGAGCCUGAGGAGACAUCAAUACCACCACCCAUGCAAGAGUUUCAUCAGACCCACCAAUUCGCUCCACCAAACAUACACACUUCAACACCUCAUCCCCCUUCAAGCCACAUAGCACAACACUAUGAUUAUAACCAAGAGAAACUCUUGACUCAACCAAAUGGUCUCUCCAGUCCUGUUAGAAGAACCCUUCAAGGCUUCAACUUGUGUGAGGCUGAGCCUGAUAACAACAAUCCAAACUCUAGAGACCAGGGGUUUAUUUAACUGAUUAUCUUUUGUUUCAUUUUGGCAACAAUUAAAACCAAAAAAAAAUCAAAUUGUAAAGUCUCAAUUGUUUCUGGUAUUGUCUCAUAUAAUACAAAAAUCUUUGGAUGACAUCUGAUAGCGAUUUUGUCUAAGAGACGGCGAUAUUUGGUAAUUUCAUGUCUU
Molecule: messenger RNA, 801 nt
Organism: Eruca vesicaria subsp. sativa (arugula)
Lineage: Eukaryota; Viridiplantae; Streptophyta; Magnoliopsida; Brassicales; Brassicaceae
Source: the annotation of a GenBank genome assembly